Molecule: messenger RNA, 3012 nt
Organism: Aspergillus pseudotamarii
Lineage: Eukaryota; Fungi; Ascomycota; Eurotiomycetes; Eurotiales; Aspergillaceae
Product: BRCT domain-containing protein
Exons: 4
Coding region: 356-2917 (853 amino acids)
Biological process (GO): double-strand break repair; DNA double-strand break attachment to nuclear envelope
Cellular component (GO): nucleus; Cul8-RING ubiquitin ligase complex
Source: RefSeq, a predicted model, not a curated record
AUAGCAUGGUCGGUUAAGUAUCGCCCUUUCGUAUAUGAACGGUGUCACCACCGUCGCCAUUAUAAUUUCUCAAGAUGGGAUACCCCACGGCAUGACCGUCUCGAACUGGUUAUGUGUCAGGAGAGAGGAAUAGUAGAAUGCGAAUGCGUUGAUUACACUUGCGGUAAAUGGUGCGCACACGUGAUCAGGUGUCGUGUUGGCGCGUUGGCGCGUCGCAUCGCAUAAUUGUAGUAAAACGCCGCCACCACAGAUCUCAGCUGCCAGUCAACUAGCAAUAUUGAAACCAUACUUUUGUGACUUUGAUAAGGCAUUAUAUACAACAAGAAAGGAAACAGUAAUACCGUCAAUUCCCACCAUGGGGAGCCGCGAAGAGGAGCUUCAGCUCUUCGACCAGUGCAAGAUCUGUAUAAUAUGCUCGAAAGACCUCAGCCUCGAUACGGCGCACCAGCUUGCGACAACCCUCGAGGAACAGGGUGGUGAAUCCGUCAUUUAUGAACCGCCCGCUGCGUUCCCACCGUUACAUGAAUUUAGCCAUCUCGUAUCUACCACCAUCGAUUUCCCGACAUUUGACGCUGCCAAUGAUGCUCUGAUCCCUGUCGUCAAACCGCAAUGGCUGCAUGCAUGUCUUAAUAAAAGAAAGCUGGCAAAUCCGCGACAGUACAGUCCCGACCCACGACUAUUUUUGAACGAUGUUGUGGUUACCUGUGGUGAUAUCCCAGAAGGCGAUAAGGAUGCGAUUAUCGGUGGUGUGCUGGCAAAAGGGGGGCUCUAUAGCCCCAGGAUAACACAAAUGGUCACUCACUUGGUCGAUCUGACCACGGACUCAGACAAGGCUCGAGUGUCUCUUGGCAAGAAGUUGAAUGUCAAGAUAGUGCUUCCGCACUGGUUUGACGACUGCCUGAAACUCGGACGACGAAUCGACGAGCGCCCAUAUAUUCUGCCAAACCCAGAAAUCCUCCGUGCAGGCCCCGAUGCGCCGAUCCGCUCUACAGAGAACCGAGAUAUUGUCGGAGCUUCCACAGCCGAACCAACUACUCUACCGACACCUCGGCCAAAGCUCGAUGUAUUUGAAGGGAAGCACGUCAUGCUUUCCACAGACCUUGGGAUUGGCUCGCACUUAUUAGAUUCGAUCACAGAGAUUAUCGAGGAAGGCGGAGGCACUGUCACAUCUGAUGUCUCCAAGGCAGAAGUCUUGAUAUGUCGUUACAGAGAAGGCUAUGCGUAUCGCUUGGCGUCGAGGCUGAAUAAAGAGGUUGGAAACUUAUCUUGGCUUUACCAUUUGGUAACAUACAACACCUGGACUUCGCCGCUGCGGCGAUUGCUGCACUACCCUGUGCCGCGCACUGCCAUCCCGGGCUUUGAAGGAUUCAAGAUCAGUUUGUCCAAUUAUGUUGGAGAAGCUAGAGCUUAUCUGGAAAAUCUAGUCGCCGCAUCAGGUGCAGAAUGUACUAAGACCUUGAAACAAGACAACACACAUUUGGUGACUGCUCAUGGAAACAGUGAAAAGUGCUCCGCAGCGAAAGAAUGGGGACUGCAUGUGGUCAAUCACCUGUGGCUUGAAGAGAGCUAUGCAAAGUGGAAGCUGCUGCCGGUUUCCGAUCCCCGUUAUACGCACUUUCCUCGACGGACCAACCUAGGCGAGGUAGUCGGUCAAACACGGCUGGACAGGAGUGUUCUCGAAAGCCUCUUUUUCCCUUCAGACCACAAACCUGAAGCUGCCACAAGCCCGCGUCGAGUUAUGCAGAACAAGGAUCAAAAUGCUACAACCGGAAAGGCGACAGCUUCCAUGCAGCUACCACGAGUGAAAGGACCGGAAGAAGAUGACGGAGAUGCCUCGGAUACAGGGAAUGCAACACCAGCCGGCAAGUCGCGGAAACUCUCAGAUAGCAGGAAGCUACAGACGCCUGCGCGUACCCGACUUACGUCGGAAGGCAAGGAGAAUGAUACGCCAUCCUCCACAAGCAGUCGGAAGUCCAAGGAAGCCGCGGCUGCCCGUCUCCAUGAUAUUGCCCCGGAUAUUGCAUUGUACGAGAAGGAAAAGAAGCGUGUUGGUGGUGUGAUCUAUGGAGGUCGCAGGAAGACGGAUGAGGAUCGCGUUACAUUAAAUGCUAAGAAGCGAAGAUCACUCGAGCCUGAGGUCAGGAGCGAUGAGGACGAAGCGACAGAGGCAAAGAGGCAGAAGAAAUCAAAGCCUCCCGUGACAAUGCAUCUAUUAAUCACUGGGUACCAGAAGUGGGUAGGAAACAUGAAGAAAGAAGAUGCAGACAAGCGACAACUUCGAGAGCUUGGAGCCCAGGUUGUCCAAGAUGCCCGGAAAUGUUCUCACCUUGCCGCCCCGUCUAUACUUCGAACGCCUAAGUUCGUCAACGCGCUUGCUUAUAGCCCAAUAAUUAUUAGCACCGAUUUCAUUACAGCAUGCCUUAAAAAGAACGAGCUUUUAGAUCCUGCCGGUUUCCUUUUGGAGGACAAGGCUGCAGAAAAGCGAUUCGGGUUCUCUCUAGAGGUAGCCUUAAGCAACGCCAAGAAUAACAAGAACAAGCUGUUGCAGGGGUAUCAGAUCUAUUGUGUCGACGCCAUCCGAGGGGGUUUUGAAGCCUUCAAGUCAAUUGUUGACACUAAUGGAGGCAAUUUUUCGCUCUUCCGCGGACGCGUCUCGUACCAAACACAACGAGAAGAGAGCGAUGAUGACAGUGACGAAGAUGAUAACUGGGGUCGGAAAGAAGUGUAUCUUCUCAGCAGUGUAGUACCCGAGCACCAAAGGCUAUGGCCACGGUUCCGCCAGAUGGUUCAGGGUAUUGGGAAAACACCGCGGAUUGUACGCGUCGAUUGGCUUCUUGACAUUGUGAUGUCGCAAGAAUUGCGCGCAGCAGAUGAGUAUGAGCUGAGUGAAGACAUGGCCGACAAGAUGGAGGAGUAAGCUCAUGUCUAGACGGGAGUUAAGGUGUUCCUGUGAGAUGGUUUUGCUUUUUGCUUGUCCAGGCUUUUCUGGGCCUCCCUCUCGGGGUUCUUGAC